Messenger RNA from Vigna umbellata (rice bean), 2072 nucleotides. Its product is annotated as Protein kinase superfamily protein. The record is from RefSeq and is a predicted model, not a curated record. Gene Ontology annotation, biological process: protein phosphorylation. NCBI's taxonomy places the organism in Eukaryota, Viridiplantae, Streptophyta, Magnoliopsida, Fabales, Fabaceae. Gene Ontology annotation, molecular function: protein kinase activity; ATP binding.
UGUGACUGAGGGGUGUUUCAAUAUUUUUUGACCUUCUCGGACUCUGCAGUAGCAGGCAGCAGCAUUACUUUAAAUCCAAUUAUUUAUACUCACAGCCACCAUGCCUCCUUUCCAUUUCUCCAUCUUUUAAAAAUUCUCCCUCACCCCACAAGCAAAGCACCCUUAACCUUUUUCGCUUCAAUUUUUUAUUUUUCAUUGCUUCCUCUUUUUUCUUUCUCUCUUUUUCUUUCUCUCUACCCCAUUUUGCUUUUCUGGGUUUCUGUGCUUGUUGUUGGGAUCUAUUUCAUAAUGGGUUUAUCCCAAGGACCCUGCACUGAUUCCAGGGACCUUUCCAAUGCACAAACCUCUUCCCCCUUAGUUGUAGAUCACUACUGUGACUACAACAAGCUCAAAUUCAGAACCUUGCUCAGAAAAAUGAUCUGGGAAUUCGGUCUUGCCUGUGUGGCCAACCCUUCCCGGCGCCGGAGGGGCUCCGAGAGGGGACUGGGCGAUGGCAAGAAGACGAAUUUGGAACACAACAAGGCUUGGUUGCUCGCGGAGUCUGGUGGGUGUGGAGCAGAAUUGUCCAAUGCUGACCCUCAAUCGGUUCACUCCUCUUUCAGGUUCAGUUUCUGUUCUCAGGUUGAGUUGGAGUCCCUCAACAUGAGUUCUUCCAGUGCUGCGACCGUUUUGAUGGUUAAUUUGGAUAAUGGGGUGAGUGAAUCUCGCGCCAAGGAAAUCAAAUGGAGGAGAAUGGAGUCCUUGGAGAAGAGCAUAUCCCCUGUGGCUCACUCCUUGAUCAGGUUCUGCUAUGGUGAAAUUCUCUCUGCUACUAGGAAUUUCUCCAAGGGGAGGGUGUUGGGGAGAGGGGCAUUAAGCUGUGUUUUUAGGGGGAGAGUUGGCCUUUUGAGGACUGCUGUGGCAAUCAAACGGUUGGACAAGGAAGACAAGGAAUCUGCCAAGGCCUUCUGCAGAGAAUUGAUGAUUGCUAGUUCUCUUCACAGUUCAAAUGUCGUUCCCCUUGUGGGUUUUUGUAUUGAUCCCGAGGAGGGUCUGUUUUUGGUGUACAAGUAUGUCUCAGGGGGCAGUCUGGAGCGCCACUUGCAUGGAAGGAAGAAGGGUAGUUCACCUCUUCCUUGGUCUGUGAGGUACAAAGUUGCAAUUGGGAUUGCUGAAGCUGUGGCUUAUCUGCAUAGUGGGACUGAAAGAUGUGUUGUGCAUAGAGAUAUUAAGCCCUCAAACAUUCUGCUUUCUUCAAGGAAGACUCCCAAGCUAUGUGAUUUCGGAUUAGCUACAUGGACUUCUGCACCUUCAGUUCCUUUCCUUUGCAAAACCGUCAAAGGAACAUUUGGAUAUUUGGCUCCUGAGUAUUUCCAACAUGGGAAAGUAUCGGAUAAGACUGAUGUAUAUGCUUUUGGAGUGGUUUUACUGGAACUCAUUACUGGCCGGAAGCCAAUUGAGGCAAGAAGACCUUCAGGAGAAGAAAACUUGGUGUUAUGGGCCAAACCUUUUCUACAGAAAGGGAAAGGUGCCAUUGAAGAGUUGCUUGAUCCUCAACUCAAGUGCAGUCUGAGAUUCUCAAAUCAAAUGGGUAGAAUGAUUGAUGCAGCAGCUGCCUGUGUCACUAAUGAAGAAUCUCGGAGACCUGGCAUACGUGAGAUUAUUGCAAUACUGAAGGGUGAAGAAGAGCCUCUUUUAUCCAGAAGAAAGAAAUCCAGUUUUCUUGGAAAUGGAUGCGUGAUUGAUUGUUAUUCUCAGUUACAACAAACAAAUAAUGAGAUGAAAAGUCACUUGGCUUUAGCUAUGCUAGGAGUUGCAGAGUUUGAGGAUGAUGACUAUCUCUAUGGUCGAUAAAACAUAUGUUGACAACUCUUCAAUAACCUUUUACUUUUUGUUAUGAUUGUGACUAAGAGUGCUAAAGAUUAGAUGUGAGCGAGUUAAAAUUGUAAAUAGAAAUAGGAGCUUAGAUGAAGAUUGUGUGUAGAUACCUUCCUUUUCCCUUUCCCUUUUCACAAAGGGUAACCUAAUAGAUUUUCAUUCAUGUUGUGAAUCAUGUUCAAUUCAUGUGGGGAAAUUUAUGAUUUUCAAUUUCA